CCUUGUAGCUGUCAGCAUGUGUAAGAGCUGCUUCGGGCUGACUUAUUUCCGAAGAUGGCAGCGGGAGGAUCGCUUUUGGUAAACUGCUGCGGCUGACUCAGGACAUUGCCGGAUAUGGCGUCACCGAUAUCGCAGCUGCGGAAGUGCUCACGGAACGUGAACAGCGUCAAAUAUUCGAAUUGACCGCGAGUUGUCUGGCCAAACAUUCACCCCACACCACAACACACCAAAGCACACCCACCUCCAACAUGUCUGACUUCCCUCCCAAGCCUGUUGAUACAAUUGAUUGGAGCAAUGUAGGCUUCAAGAUCCGCGAAGUUGCCGGACAUGUCGAGUCACACUACUCAGUCGAAACUGGGGAGUGGUCGGAGCCGACGUUUGUGGAGGAUCCCUUCCUGCGAAUCCACGGCAUGGCGCCUGCACUGAACUACGGCAUGCAAUGCUACGAAGGCAUGAAGGCUUUCCGUUCGCCGAACGACACUAUCAACAUCUUCAGGCCCAACAUGAACGCCGAGCGCAUGCAGCACUCAGCGUCUUACAUUUCGGUCCCCGAAGUACCUAGUGAUCACUACCUCAAGUGCUGUAGCUUGGCGGUAGGAAUGAACGCAGCAUAUGUGCCUCCGCAUGAGACAGGCGCUGCCAUGUACAUCCGCCCUCUGCUGUUCGGUAGCUCGGCACAGCUUGGUCUCAAUCCACCGCAGGAGUACACUUUCGUGGUGUACUGUAUUCCUACCGGAGUGUAUCACGGAACUAACCCCGUUGAUGCUCUCAUCCUCGAGGACUUCGAUCGUGCGGCACCUGAGGGGACUGGCUCGGCAAAGAUUGGUGGCAAUUACGCCCCGGUCCUGAGACACAGCGAGAAAGCGUACAAGGCUGGCUUCGGCAUCACGUUGCACUUGGACAGCAAAACUCGCAGCGUGGUUGACGAGUUCUCUACUUCAGCCUUUAUCGGCGUCAAGAAAGAUGGCGACAAGGUCAAGCUCAUUGCGUCUGGUAGCAAGAACGUUAUCAAGAGUGUCACCGGAGACAGUGUGCUCAGAAUUGCCGAGUCAUUCGGCUGGGAGACUGAAUCACGAGAAAUUCCGUACGAUGAGAUCAAAGAGUUUGACGAGGUUUUGGCAGCAGGAACUGCUGCAGCUUUGGUGCCUAUCAAGUCGAUCACUUUGAGCUCGAAGAAUGACAAGAUUACAUUCUCUGCAGCAGAGAAAGAGCCAGGUCCAAUCUGUGUCAAGUUGCUCACCACACUGCGAGGUCUCCAGCAGGGCAAGAUUGAAGACAAGCAGGGCUGGUUGUUCAAGGUUGACAGGCCAGCACAGUUUGGCAAGACAGAUGUCAACGGCGGAGCUAAAACCGUUGACCAGCUGCCUUGAUUGGUGCUAAUGUCGAAGUGCAUGAUCGAAGUCUGGGAGGAACAACACAAAAAGUUGCAUGAUGAUUACAACGACAACAAGAUGAAAGAUCUCAGUAGUAGUAGUAUAAAUAGUACUUGAUCUUCAUGUCAACACCAGCGCGCUCUCGUGCAUUGUCUAAAUAGGUAACCCUCGUCGUACGUCAUUGCCUGAGCCACAUUGAUUCUCGCCCCGCGCCCCACGCGCCUGUCGGCUGUCGAGAGGCUUCGCAAGGCAGACAUUACUUGCAUAAUCCCAAC
Boeremia exigua is the source of this 1648-nucleotide messenger RNA. Its product is annotated as aminotransferase. NCBI's taxonomy places the organism in Eukaryota, Fungi, Ascomycota, Dothideomycetes, Pleosporales, Didymellaceae. Gene Ontology annotation, molecular function: branched-chain-amino-acid:2-oxoglutarate transaminase activity. The record is from RefSeq and is a predicted model, not a curated record. Bases 249 to 1370 code for a protein of 373 amino acids. The transcript has 4 exons. Gene Ontology annotation, biological process: branched-chain amino acid metabolic process.